GUAGCCUCAGAAAACCCCGUCUCAAAACCCACCAACGAAAGGAAUAAUUACGAUGAGUACCUGAAAGAAAACCAGCUCGGAAGAAGAUUAACAAUGAGCGGAGAAGCCCCAAAGCUCUUCAACAACAAACCCAAAAAAUCGAGGUGGAAAGCAUCUGAACCGAUCGCAAUGGCAUCAUCAUCGUCAACGGGAGCUGUGGCUCCUCCUCCGCCGCCGUCUCCUCCUCCGUUGCCUCAGAAGGAGUCGCUUCUCCGGCGGUAUAGGUUCCUCGUGCCACUUAUAUUGGUUUGCAAUUUCGCCGUAGGAGCCUACGUUGUCGUGAGGUAUACGAUGAAAGAUAAGACCAAAUCCGAAGAAGAAGAAGAGACAUCGGUGGGUCCCACUAGUUCUUCAUCAACCUCAGCUACUAUUUCUGAUACUUCUAAAAUUAUCGAAACGCCGAUCACUCUACCAAUAGUAGAGCCCAUAAAACGAGCACCGAUUCCAGUUGAUAACCAGCGUGAACUGUUCAAAUGGGUGCUAGAAGAGAAGAGGAAAGUAAAACCAAGAGAUGCUGAAGAGAAAAAGCGCAUUGACGAGGAGAAAGCUAUUCUGAAGCAGUUUAUCAGAGCCAAUUCCAUUCCAACUAUCUGAUAAGUUUUUUCUUUACUCAAAGAAACCUUUUUGAUCCGUUCCUCCGAUUUUCAUUUUUUUUUACGUAUCACGAGGAAUUCUUGAUGUUCGUUUGUUUUGAUUUCGAUGGUUUGAGUUGCGGUUGGGAAGAAUAUUGUUUGCUAAUUGUCACUUCUUUGUUUAGGUGGGGGUUGAGUUCUGCUUUAAACACAUCUUUUUUCAUAAAUUUUGAAUCUGAAUUGAAGAUUUUUGUG
Molecule: messenger RNA, 866 nt
Organism: Erythranthe guttata (spotted monkey flower)
Lineage: Eukaryota; Viridiplantae; Streptophyta; Magnoliopsida; Lamiales; Phrymaceae
Product: WAS/WASL-interacting family protein
Source: RefSeq, a predicted model, not a curated record